GGAACUUUUAUCAACAAAGAACUGACGAAAGGAGAAAACUAUUUUGCCUAUGAAAGAGCCAUAAGUCGUUUCAAUGGUCAAAUUUUGGAAGGAUAUGCCAGUAAAGUGGCCUUGAUAUCUGUCACACCAGGUAUGCGAGUUAACACUCACGUGAGACUUGAAAGUAAUUUCUCUACCUUUUCAACCCAUGAUGUGACUUGUGAUGCAACCCAUGAUGUGACUUGUGAUCCACCACAUGUUCCAAUCCUUGAUCCAAUUCAUGAUCUGAUGCAGUCUGAUCUGAUCGCUCUUUGUUGCAUUGUUUUCGUCUUGCUCAUUGUGAUUGGUGGGCUAAUAUGGCGGUUGAGACGAACUGAGCUCAACAAAAAAGCAACCACAGUAAACAGUGGUAUCCCUGCCCCAUCUGGUGGUCAUCAAGUGUCAGAGCCUGGUGUUUAUAUGGAACUCCACCCCAGGACUCCGGAAGGGAAGUCACGUGAACCUUCUGAGUACCAGUCAUUGCAGGACACUCAAGUGACUUCCAGUUAUUACAAUGUGGGAUUCAAGAAAGAAAGGUCAGGGAAGAAAGACGGCGGAAUCUACGAGAAUUCCCACAGUUGAAUAUUUUAGUCUCCACUUGACGCUUGAUAGAUCUGAAUUGAAGCCGCCCGUUUAGAUGUGGGUAUGUAAGCCCUACAGACGGUUUGUUAUCGAAGACUUGGUUUAACAAACAUCAAAACGUUCGUAAAAGGUAACCACAUGAUGAAUUUUCGUAAGAGACUAACUCAUAAAGAACUUUCGUGAAAAACCGACCGUGUAAUUGAACAAAGCAAGAAUUAGGAAAAAGCAGAACUAACCGCUUCCACACUGCAUUAUUAUAUUUUGCCUUUGUUGUGUACCUGAUGACAUUCGCCCACAUAUUAACAGGGCACGGAAAAAUACAAACUUUUAUACAAAUUGUAGGAAUAACGAAUGACAACUGAAUUAUCUGAUGUACUGGUAAUCGCUCAUUAUCAAUGAAAUUACAAGCAGUAGAAUGCAGAAAGGAAAAUUUUGAAAUGACUAUAAGUCACUUUCCGCCAUGUCGGUCUUAAGAGGAAACGAUUAACCCCGAAUUGUGGCCUAAGAAUUGGGUAAAGUUUAUGGGAAGUCGAAGAGAUGCUCAGCCAGGAGAAAGUGCUCUUUAAAUAGAACAACCAAUUUCAAUACCGUGGUAGGAGUUGAAUAAAGCAUUGUACCGAUGAAAAUGUUUAUUUUGUCUUUCCACAGUCCAUGUCGGCAACUUUUCGGGCAAACGAUGCCUUGAAGGAAAAUGUAUGGAUUUUCUGAUUUAUAUUUUAAGUGAAUGGUUUAUUUUGCCUCUGGAAAAUGUAAGCAAAAAUAGAAAUAUCAGUAACAUUAAA
This is a messenger RNA of Pocillopora damicornis (cauliflower coral), 1382 nucleotides long. RefSeq lists its product as uncharacterized. Gene Ontology annotation, molecular function: protein binding. The record is from RefSeq and is a predicted model, not a curated record. NCBI's taxonomy places the organism in Eukaryota, Metazoa, Cnidaria, Anthozoa, Scleractinia, Pocilloporidae.